Molecule: messenger RNA, 405 nt
Organism: Tetrahymena thermophila SB210
Lineage: Eukaryota; Ciliophora; Oligohymenophorea; Hymenostomatida; Tetrahymenidae
Exons: 1
Source: RefSeq, a predicted model, not a curated record
AUGAAAUCUGCUGCUCUUAUCUUAGUAUCCCUUCUUGUUCUAAGCUCAGUUAAUGCACAAAGUAGUUCAUAUGUUCCUACUUUUACCACUAAUUAAACUGCUCUUUAAAACUAUUCCACUUGUACUGCACCUAUCAUGACUUAAACCCCUUGUAGUGCUUCAUCAAAUGCAGCUGCUUGUGGCACUGCUCUAACAGCUUAUAUGUCAUGCUAUGGUGGUUGUAUGUCUAAAACCUCAUAUUCUGACUUUAACAGUUGUGUUAAUACCUGUGGUACUACUGCAACUGGAUAAAGUAGUGAUCUUUCCUCAUAUGUUAGUUCAAUGAAUGGCUGUACCAGCAAGCUUAGUGGCUCUCUUUUAUCUUUAUCUGCUUUACUCUUAUUCGUUUUAGCUCUUGUUUUCUGA